AUGUUUAUAGUUAAUGCUGACGAGCGACCUGGUCAGUUUUAUAAUGGCACAGUCAAUGAUUUAUGUAUUGGUCUACGUUAUGAAUUUUCUGUCUACUUGGCGAAUCUUAUGAGCAUAGGUGGUGACAUAAAACCAAAUGUUCGAUUUGAAGUUCGAAGUCCAUCACUUGAAAAUCGAUUACUUGCCAAAUUAUCUUCAGGAGAGAUACCAGAAGAGAAGACUUUGACAUGGAAAAAAUAUGGUCUUUCAUUCAUAACAUCGAGCAGUACAGUUAACCUGUUAAUGAUAUCUGAUGCUCCUGGUGGCGGUGGAAAUGACAUAGGCAUUGAUGAUAUUGCCUUGAACGUUUGUUCUUCAUACAAAGGCAAUGGUUUCUGUCCUUCAAACUAG
Rotaria sp. Silwood2 is the source of this 390-nucleotide messenger RNA. The record is from the annotation of a GenBank genome assembly. Lineage: Eukaryota; Metazoa; Rotifera; Eurotatoria; Philodinida; Philodinidae.